AUGACUCUCGUAGAUGCGUGUAAUGAGAUAGGACUUAAUGUGGGGAUGAUAUCCACAACUAGGACUCUUUUGGGGAAUGAAGAUAAUUCUCUACUAAGGAUGAAAGAAGAUCUUUUGGGUGACUCGAUAACAAUCACGUUAGGUGGUGAUAACAAUCACGUUGUGUCCAUCAAGAGAUGGGAUUCACUAUUGAAGAAUCCACGGAAGGACGAAUCUCCUUUGGACUUCCCCAUUUCUUAUGGUAGCCAAGCUAUUGUGGAAGAUGAAGAUGAAGAUGAAGAUGAAGAUGAAGAGAGAUCUGAGGAUGAAUCGGAAGAAGAGUCUUCUAAGGAUGAAUCCGAAAAGCAAAAGGGUGUCCAAAGAAUUAUUCAUAUCGAGAAUCCUAAUAUGGUGAAGCCUAAAACAGUUAAAGUUAGAAACAUCGAUACUGAGAAGACAACUAAACUCUCCAGGCGCAAAAGAGAAGAAAUAGAGAAACAUAAAGCCCAUAAAAGGUAUAUGUAGUUGCAAGAAUAAGGAAACAACGAUCAAGCAAAGAAGGAUUUAGAACAGCUAAAUUUGUUGAGUAAACUAUUAACCCUAUAA
Messenger RNA from Impatiens glandulifera, 585 nucleotides. RefSeq names its product 28 kDa heat- and acid-stable phosphoprotein-like. The record is from RefSeq and is a predicted model, not a curated record. Gene Ontology annotation, molecular function: RNA binding. The transcript has 7 exons. NCBI's taxonomy places the organism in Eukaryota, Viridiplantae, Streptophyta, Magnoliopsida, Ericales, Balsaminaceae. Gene Ontology annotation, cellular component: cytosol.